Messenger RNA from Cucurbita pepo subsp. pepo (vegetable marrow), 370 nucleotides. Lineage: Eukaryota; Viridiplantae; Streptophyta; Magnoliopsida; Cucurbitales; Cucurbitaceae. The record is from RefSeq and is a predicted model, not a curated record.
AUGGAACCCAAUGACAACCAGCUCAGCUCCUACUUCCACCACCAUCAACACCACCAUCAAAGUCCCACCACAUCGCCGACCAAUGGCCUUCUACCCUCCACCCACCACCUCUCCUCCGCCGACGCCACCACCCAUGUCCUUUACCCUCACUCGGUUCCCUCCGCCGCUAUUUCCUCCUCUCCUCUCGAGCCCGGUCGCCGGAAGAGAGGUCGCCCGCGGAAGUACGGCACGCCGGAGGAGGCUUUAGCGGCUAAGAAAGCUGCUACGGCGUCGUCUCACUCUUCCUCCAAGGCCAAGAAGGACCUCGUUUCUUCCUCUUCUCUUAAUGCCGUUUCCGCUUCUUCGAAGAAAUCUCAGUUGGCUGCUCUUG